Molecule: messenger RNA, 787 nt
Organism: Vanessa atalanta (red admiral)
Lineage: Eukaryota; Metazoa; Arthropoda; Insecta; Lepidoptera; Nymphalidae
Product: succinate dehydrogenase cytochrome b560 subunit, mitochondrial-like
Exons: 3
Coding region: 140-682 (180 amino acids)
Biological process (GO): mitochondrial electron transport, succinate to ubiquinone; tricarboxylic acid cycle
Cellular component (GO): membrane
Molecular function (GO): succinate dehydrogenase activity; electron transfer activity
Source: RefSeq, a predicted model, not a curated record
UUUGACGUUGACAACUUGUUUUUGUCGACCUCUCAUCUCGUGGUGCGAAACACUUUCACAAAUCUAAUAUAUAUAAUUAUUAAGAAAAUAAUAAAAACUUACAACUCGUUUUUAUCAUAUAUUCCUUCUUUCCAUCAUAAUGGCUUUAUUUUGCUGCACCAGAUUAGCAAGUAGAUCGACGUUAGGCAACUUGGCAAAAUUUCGCACCGCUUUAGGCACUGUGUCAUAUGCUCAGGCUGCAUCAAUUCCUAAGAUAACUUUUAAGAAAUUCGAACCACCGAAAGAUGAACAUCACGAUUUAAGAAACGAACGCCUAAAUAGACCGUUGUCUCCCCAUCUAACCAUCUAUAAGUUUCAAUUGACUAGUAUCUUGUCAAUUACUCAUAGAGCAGCAGGUAUUAUUCUUACUGGAUAUGCAACUGCUUUGGGUAUGGGAGCUCUUAUGCUACCAAAUGAUAUAUCACACUACAUUACAAUGAUUGAAGGCCUCAACUUAUCACCAGCCACUAUAUUUCUGGCAAAAGCAGCCAUCGCAUCUCCAUUUGGAUAUCAUUUUGCAAAUGGAAUUAGACAUCUUUACUGGGAUACUGCUAAAGGACUGACAAUAAAGGAAGUUUACACUACUGGUUAUUCAAUGUUAGCAGGAACAAUUGCCAUCACUCUAUUCCUCGCUGCCUUAUAAAUAAAGGAUUAAGUAGCAAAAAUAGUUGUUGAAUAUUUUGGUAUUAUUUAUUUGUUCUCAUUAUAAGUUAUGCAAUAAAUUUAAUCAGUUACAUUUAUUAAAUCU